AGUAGAUAACAGCUGGAAUAACAUUAAGUAAAAAGUUCUCUCUAAUUUAAAUAAAUUUAAUUAAAUAAAAAUACAUCAACGGAAAAAUAAAUAAACUUUGAAGCACUUACCAUGUCGGAUGAUCUGCCUGAGGAAUUCGAUCUGAUAGUCAUAGGCACAGGUUUCACUGAAUCCUGCAUUGCCGCUGCCGCCAGUCGGAUUGGCAAAACGGUAUUGCACAUCGAUUCCAAUGAUUACUAUGGCGACGUUUGGAGCUCAUUUAGUCUGGAGGCAUUUAACAAGCUGUUGGACCAGCCCAGCUGCAGCCUGCGUAACGGCAGCUACACCUGGCAUGAGCCAGCGGGGGAGAGGGCACCCCGUUGGUCGCGCGAAACAUUGCUGGAGAAGUCGCGUCGCUUCAGUCUGGAUCUGAGUCCUCGUGUCGCCUACUCUGCCGGCGCGCUGGUGAAGUUGCUAAUUAAGUCCAAUAUUUGCCGCUAUGCGGAGUUCCGUGCCCUGGAUCAUGUGUGCAUGCUGUACAACAACGAACUCGUCUCGGUACCCUGCUCCCGCAGCGAUGUCUUCAACACCAAAACGCUGACCAUGGUGGAGAAGCGUCUGCUCAUGAAGUUUCUGACGGCCUGCAAUUAUUAUGGCGAGGAUAAGUGCAAUGAGGACGCGCUCGACUUUCGCGGGCGCACGUUUCUGGAGUAUCUGAAGGCGCAACAGGUUACGGACAAGAUAGCCACAUGCGUAAUGCAGGCUAUAGCCAUGUGUGAUGCCAGCAGCAGCUUUGAAACGGGCAUACAGCGCACCCAACGCUUUUUGGCCAGCCUGUGCCACUAUGGCAAUACCCCAUUUCUGUUUCCCAUGUACGGCUGCGGUGAAUUGCCGCAAUGCUUUUGUCGCCUGUGCGCCGUCUAUGGCGGCAUUUAUUGUCUGAAGCGCAGCGUCGACGACAUCAGUUGGACGCCGGACGCCAAGGAGCUGCUGUUGAGCAGCGCGGGCAAAACGUUGCGCGCCAAGCAUAUUGUCUGUGCGCCUGGUCAACUGCCUGCCACAUUGGCCCCACACUAUGGCCAGCUGCAGCCGCAUAUCUCCAGAGGCUUGUUCAUUGCCGCCAGCCCGUUGGGCAAUAAGGAGCUAAAUAAGGGCGGCGGUGGUGUCAAUUUGUUGCGACUGUUGGCUAACGAUGGGCAACGGGAGGCGUGCCUAAUACAAUUGUCGCACUACUCGGGCGCCUGUCCGGAUGGUUUGUACAUACUCCAUUUAACGACGCCCGCCUUUAGCGAAGAUCCUGCUGCCGAUUUGGCCGACUUUACGGCUCAGUUGCUUGAGACAAAUGCUCCCCAGAUCCUCUACAGCGCCUACUUUACCAUCGCGGCGCCCAGGAAUGCAGAUGCAAGUGCUGCCACGCCCGUUUAUUGCACCGCCGCGCCCGCCUACGAGGUGGACUAUUAUACAGCCAUAGCCGAUGCAAAGCAUAUAUUUAGUCAGCUCUAUGAGAACGAUGAGUUUCUGCCUCGUGCGCCUAAUCCCGAGGAGAUUGUUGUCGAUGGUGAGGAUCCCAGCGCGCUGAACGAACAUAGUUUGCCCGAAGAUUUGCGGGCACAGCUGCACGAUUUACAGCAGGCGGCACAGCAAAUGGAUAUAGCCGAAUAGCCAGGCACAAAAGUUCUUAAACUUUGUCAUCACUUUAUUGAUCGAAACAAAAAACUGGAACAGGAAAAUUCUAUAUACAUGCUAAAUUUAUCAGUUAUAUAUAUUUUUUUGUGGACAAUUGAAUUUCAAAGAACUACAUUUUUGCUUAGCACAGUUGAUAAUCAAAUAAUU
Molecule: messenger RNA, 1812 nt
Organism: Drosophila montana
Lineage: Eukaryota; Metazoa; Arthropoda; Insecta; Diptera; Drosophilidae
Gene: Rep
Product: Rab escort protein
Exons: 3
Coding region: 112-1641 (509 amino acids)
Biological process (GO): small GTPase-mediated signal transduction; vesicle-mediated transport; intracellular protein transport
Cellular component (GO): cytosol; cytoplasm; Rab-protein geranylgeranyltransferase complex
Molecular function (GO): GDP-dissociation inhibitor activity
Source: RefSeq, a predicted model, not a curated record